AUGCCAAGGGAGCCUCCGCAGGGGGCGAUGAAGGUGCUCAUCAGCUACGGUGGAUCGUUCAAGGAGCAGCGGCAGUCGACGAUGGCGGAGGGAGAGAAGGGGAAGUUGCGCUACGUCGGCGGGGAGACGAGGAUCAUCUCCCUCGACCGGUGCGGGCUGAACAUGCCGAAGCUCCUGGCGAGGAUCUCCGAGAUCCUUCCAGGGGCGCUCCUCUCCCUCCAUGCCGAUCCUCCCGGCCACUGGCUCUUCCACCGCCUGAUUUGGGGGACAGAUCUAGGCCGCGACGACGGCCGCAGGCAUGCUCUCCGUCCGAUUUUGGGGGACGAGGACGUGAGAAGUAUGGUGGCGGAGUACGACCGGUUCCUGAUGUGGGGGAAGGUCCCCCGCCUGCGCGUGUUUCUCUGUGAUACCGUGCCCUCGCUGCCGCUACGAUUCCCAGAAUUGGACGCAUCGCCCGUCGGAGAGGGCGAUUUCCCUUCUGGGAGAACCGCUUCGUCGUCGAGGAGCUCCUUCUUGGAGAGCACCGCCUCCAAGAACUGGGGCUCCGUCGCGGGGGAUCCUCCCUCUACCGAUGGCGAGUCGCCGCCCUCCGGUUUCCCCGGUUGUUCCCGGGGGAACCGUCAAUUUGGGCUCUCCGGCGACCUCAACGUGUUGCAGGAAAGAACGAUGACAUCGGGAAUUCCCGAUCGCGGCGGGAGCUUGAAGAAUAAGGCGACACAUAAAGAUUCAUCGGACGGAGACAGAUUGGUGAAUCCACCGCCGGCCGCCGGAGGAGGCCACUUUCUUGGCCAGUCGGAGAAUCUGAAUCCUUCGCUCAUGUCGGGGAUGAAAACCCGGGAGAAGGCCCUCCCGAGCAUCGCCGGACGUCGCGCUGCCGGAACCUUCAGUCCGCCGCCGCCCUCUCCGGCGAGGAGGAGCGCAAGGAGUCCUCCACCUUCCUCCCUUCCGGUCCGGUCCAGGAUCGGCGGGAUAACAACAGAAGCCGUCGCCGGCCGACUUCCCGGCGAUCCUUCCGACGCUCUUGGGAUGAUCAAGCCGGCGAAGGUCCCAAUAUCUACAGAUGCAAGAAAGCCCGCCGCUCCGGGGAGGCCGCUGGAUCUUGCGAGCAGCGAGGGAACACCGGAGGAACGACCAUGGCGUCUCCGCGCCGGCGGUGGUAGCAGCACGCCUUCUCCGACUCUCUGCGAUACAGUCCCAAAACCAGAGCAGAGACCUGGUCAGGCCCUGUUCUUAAACAGCGGCUACUGGUUUUCUCAUGCCCUCCGCGUACCUCCUCCGUGCAUCACCACCGCCGCUCCCGGUCCUCCCGUGAGCGCAAUCCGCCAUGGGUUCGGUCCUUUGGAGAGCUCAUCAUACAUGAAGAUGGACGGAGCUUCUCUCGGGGCGGUUCCGAGAAUGUCGAAGCCGUCGUGCCCAGGAGCUGCCACAUUCAAUGAACAGGGAGCUCGCAGGAACAAGGACGCGUCUGUCUCUUCCGCUUCAGAGGCGGCGGCGGCGGCAUUAAAGGUACACGUUAAAGGCCCCUCUUUCGGAAGCAGAGAUUUUCCUCCAAGAUGGGCGGCAUCUCAUGGAUUCCCUUCCAGCAGGCCGACGCCAAGGAACAGGCGGGGAUCUCUCCAGAGAUAGCGGAAGUUGGCGAAGCUGGGAAAAAGCAACCCUCAGAUUACUCUCUGCCAGGGAGGAGAGAGUUGCAGGUGAACGAAUCAUCUUCUACGAACGCCGUACGUCUUCACUGUAAAACCCCUUCUCACAGCUUCCACGCCCCGCAUGCAGACCAUUAAAGGCGCAGACCUGGAAGAAAUACGCGAGCUGGGCUCGGGCACGUUCGGGACUGUUUUCCAUGGGAAAUGGAGAGGCUCCGAUGUGGCCGUCAAGCGCUUAAAGCCGAGCUGCUUCUCCGGGGGCGGCGCAGCGAGGGACCGUCUGGUAACUAUCAUACAGCUCCUGACUCAGGAAUCACCGGGUUUCUGCUCUCAAUGCUUCAUCUAGCGUUGACCUUCCGACCUCUAUUGACCUGAAAGAAGGGGAUAAUGCUCGGUCAUUUUGGGUCGGGGAGUCCGUCGUUGACCUUUAGAUAUCUCCUCUGAAAGAGACGUACUUUCCGUUCUUCAACACUUUCUUCAUUCCAGAUCGCAGACUUCUGGAAGGAGGCGCACCUGCUGGCUCAACUCCAUCAUCCAAACGUGGUGGCUUUCUAUGGAGUAGUCACUGAUGGGACGAGCCUGGCUACUGUCACGGAGUACAUGGUCAACGGCUCCCUGAAGCAGGUUCUUCGAAAGAAAGACAGGUAUUUCUUCUUCUUCUUCUUCUUCUUCGAUCGAUGGCACCCUGCUUUCUCCACUCUCUUACCAACUGUCUAUCCCUCCUGUUCCAGGACCAUUGACCGGCGGAAGAGGCUCAUCAUCGCCAUGGAUGCGGCAUUCGGCAUGGAGUACCUUCACGAGAAGGGCGUCGUCCAUUUCGACCUGAAGUCCCACAACUUUUUGGUGAACAUGAGGGACCCUCAUCGACCAGUAUGCAAGGUGAACUGGGCCAGAAGAACCGCGUCUCUCAGUUUUUUUUUUGUUUUGUUUUGUGUGCGCUCCAUUUUUUGUGUAUAAUUCUCUGGAAUCAACAAGUCCAGAUCGGAGACCUGGGCCUUUCGAAGGUGAAGAGGAGGACGCUGGUCUCCGGCGGGGUCCGAGGAACCAUACCCUGGAUGGCACCGGAGCUUCUGAACUCCCAGAGCAACAUGGUGACUGAUAAGGUAGGUACUCUUCUGAUAGUUUUCAGAGAUAGUUAGAGUGGGGGAGAGCCACUCACCGCCAUGCCCCAUCUCCUACUAGGUCGACGUUUACUCGUUCGGGGUCGUCAUGUGGGAGCUGCUCACUGGGGAAGAGCCUUACGGAGAGAUGCCCUCGGAGCAAGUAAUAGGUAUGGAUUUAAAGUAAUUUGCUGCGUUGGAUUCGUUCUCCUGGAUGCGAGCUCCUGGUCACUCUGCUUCCAUGGUGGUUCGUUCCUUCCUCAGGGGGGAUAAUCAAAGGCGAACUGCGGCCGGAGAUCCCCAGCUGGUGCGAGCCGAUGUGGAGGUCCCUGAUGGAAAGGUGCUGGGCGUCGGACCCAUCCUCGCGCCCGGCCUUCUCCGACAUCGCCAAGGAGCUCCGCGCCAUGGCGGCCGCCAUGAACAUCCUGUAG
Spirodela intermedia is the source of this 3174-nucleotide messenger RNA. The record is from the annotation of a GenBank genome assembly. NCBI's taxonomy places the organism in Eukaryota, Viridiplantae, Streptophyta, Magnoliopsida, Alismatales, Araceae.